Messenger RNA from Grus americana (Whooping crane), 3109 nucleotides. Its product is annotated as guanylate-binding protein 1-like. The transcript has 9 exons. The record is from RefSeq and is a predicted model, not a curated record. Lineage: Eukaryota; Metazoa; Chordata; Aves; Gruiformes; Gruidae. Gene Ontology annotation, molecular function: GTP binding; GTPase activity. Bases 321 to 1874 code for a protein of 517 amino acids.
GUUCUGCUGAGUUUUAAGAAAAGUUGUGAUUUGUUUGAACCUCUCGAGUAAUUGCUGUUACUCCUGACUACCGUGCAGAGAAUUAAAGAGUUAACCUCACCCUCACCCACCGAGUGGGACGGGACCUCUGAUAGGGAUUUCCUCCUCCCUCCCAGUUCCUGACUUUCACUUUUGCUCUCUCACACCUAUUUCCCAGAACAGGAGGGGAGGUGGUUGUGGCUAAGGGCACAGGAUAAAAGGCAGGGCAGGACUCAGGCUGCAGCAAAGCUGUUUCAGCCCAGGGCAGGUGACGAAGACAACGGCUGUGUUUGCUGUCAGCGAUGGCAUCCGACAUCCGCAUGCCGGAGCCUGUCUGCCUGAUUGAGAACAGCCAGACGAAGGGGCUGGCGGUCCAUCAGGAAGCCCUGCAGGUGCUGUCAGAGAUCACCCAGCCGGUGGUGGUGGUGGCCAUCACAGGGCUGUACCGCACGGGCAAGUCCUACCUCAUGAACAGGCUGGCUGGUCAGAGGAAAGGUUUCUCCCUGGGCUCCGGCGUGCAGUCCCACACCAAAGGUAUCUGGAUGUGGUGUGUACCUCACCCCUGCCAACCUGAACACACCCUGGUGCUGCUGGACACCGAAGGACUGGGUGAUGUGGAGAAGGGCGACAGCAAGAACGACACCUGGAUCUUUGUGCUGGCCGUCCUGCUCUCCAGCACCCUGAUCUACAACAGCAAAGGCACCAUUGACCAGCAAGCCAUGGACCAGCUCCACUAUGCGAUGAAGCUGGCUGGGCAUGUCAAGUUGAAAGCAGCACCCAAGGCGAGUGAAGAUGAACCGGAGGAUUCCGAAAAAAUUGUCCUCUUCCUCCCGACUUUCAUCUGGGCUGUCCGGGAUUUCACCCUGCAGCUGGAGCUGGAUGGGGAGGAAAUCUCUGAGGACGAAUACUUGGAGAACGCACUGAAGUUAAAGGCUGGUAGCAGCCCGGAGACCCAACGCUACAACCAGCCCCGGGAAUGCAUCCGCCAGUUCUUUCCGCGUCGCAAGUGCUUUGUUUUUGACCAACCGGCCAGAAAGAGGGACCUGGUCCGCUUGGAGGAGCUUGAGGAUGAUGAGAUCGAUCCUGAAUUCCAGCAGCAGGUGGAGAAAUUCUGCAGCCACGUCUGGGAAACGUCUGCACUUAAGACCAUCCCUGGUGGCCACGUCAUAACAGGGAACUUGCUGGGGAAACUGGCAGCGACCUACGUGGAGACCAUCCGGAGCGGGGCAGUGCCAUGCCUGGAGAGCGCAGUGCUCGCCCUGGCAAAGAUUGAGAACGCAGCGGCGGUGAAAGAGGCUGUGGCGUUGUACCAGCGUCUGAUGGCGCAGCGGGCGAAGCUGCCGACGGAGACUGCCGAGGAGCUGCUGGAGCUGCACGGCCAGUGUGAGCGGGAGACACUGGACCUGUUCACGGCACGGGCAUUAGAGGAUGGCGUCUCCGCCUUCCGGGAAGAUCUCAUGCGCCAGGUAGAGGCGAUCAAGGUGAAGUUCUGCGAGGACAACGAGCAGGCAUCCCGUGACAAGUGCCAGGCUGCCCUCAAGGACCUCUUCAAGGACAUGGAGGAACGAAUCUGUGGUGGUGUCUACUUUGCGUCGGGGGGUUACCAGCUGUUCAAAGACGACCAGCAGGCAAGGGUGGAGAAGUAUCAGCAGCUGCCUGGCAAGGGGGUGAAGGCUGAUGCUGUCCUGCAGGAGUUCCUCCGAAGCAGAGAGCUUCUGGCCAACAUCAUCCUCAACAUAGACCGAGCUGAGCAGGAGAGCAGUGGCAGGAGGAAGAAAGAGAUUCUUCUAUCUAUAGUGUUAAGCUUGACAUUCUCUAGAGUUCCCUUUGUCAGAAUAUUGAGAUUUUUUGCAUAACCCCUGUAGUAACAAAGUGAGAGAGGUGCGUAUUGCCUCCACGCACAAUUCUGUUAAAAUUCAGGAGCCUUUCCUGCAAGAUGCUUGCCUUAGAGUGUGGAAGUGACCUCCACGUUCACCUGUACCGCGCUACCUAGUGCUUUCGCGCAUGUCUCCUCCAGGAGAAGAUGUUCUCCUCCUCCCUCGCAGAGCACCUGGUCCCUCACUGCAUCUGAAGGCACGGGGAACAUCGAAAGCCAGGGUGGGCUGGGGCACAGAAAGGCCAUAAUGCCAGCAGGCAGGUCUGGCAGCAUUUUGCCAUGCUCAGAACACGUCAGUGGGGGAUGUAACCCACCUCUUCUGGAGACCUCCUCACCAGGGCCAUGGGAAACAUGCCCGAGAGAGCUUUGAGCCCGCUAGCUGAUAUCCUAGGGUCACCUUUACUGCAGCAGCAUGAAGAAGCACGGAGGUUGUGAACAAACCAGGAAUCCACAUAGUGAGCACUACCUGCUUUGCUUGGUCUCGGUCCUGGGCAGAGUGACCCAGCAGGAGCGAGCCCGUGACCCAGGGAGCAGUGGGUGAAAGCCAUCCUCUGCUAUGUAGCUAUUCCCACCCUGCUCCUUAGCAAGACUCUUCUCACUUUGAAGCUGUCGGGAAGUUCUCCCCACAGGGAUGUUCCGCUCUGCGCUCGCUCACCCCAUCUCCAUGCUGCUCCCCCUUCCCUUUUUUCAGAGCAAGAGACGCCCAAGUGCCCCUUCCCAAGGGUGUCUGGGGUGACAGAGCAGGAGAUGGCUGUAGGGGGUUCCUGGGAGGUGUGUGUGUCCCAUUGGCCUGGGUUUGGCCGGGAUAGAGUCAAUGUUCUCCUCAGAUGCCGCUGUGGUUCUGUGUUUUGGAUUUGUUGGUAACGCCCCCGUGCUGUAGCUGCUGCUGAUCAGAGGCUGCACAGCAUCAGGCCCUUUUCUGUUUCUCACCCACCGGCGAGGAGGCUGGAGGUGGGCAAGAAGUUGGGAGGGCACCGAAGCGAUAUCCCAGACCAUAUGGCACUCUGCUGAAGCAAUAAAAGCUGGGGAAAGCAGGAGGAAGGGGGGAUGUCUGCCGUGAUGGCGGUUCUCUUCCCAAGUAACCUUUGCGCGGGACGAAGCCCUGCUUUCCUGGAGAUGGCUGAGCACCUGCCUGCGAUGGGAAGUGCUGAAGGAAUUCCUUAGUUUACUUUGCAAAUGCAGCUUUUCUUUUUCUUAUUAAACUGUCUUCAUGUC